This is a messenger RNA of Sitophilus oryzae (rice weevil), 963 nucleotides long. RefSeq lists its product as uncharacterized. Gene Ontology annotation, cellular component: nucleus. NCBI's taxonomy places the organism in Eukaryota, Metazoa, Arthropoda, Insecta, Coleoptera, Curculionidae. Gene Ontology annotation, molecular function: zinc ion binding. The record is from RefSeq and is a predicted model, not a curated record. The transcript is spliced from 5 exons. Bases 169 to 873 code for a protein of 234 amino acids.
AACGGGGCUUUAAACUAAGCUUUUAAAUGUUUUUGAAAUCUGGUAAUAGUAUAAAACAUAUUAAAAUCCAAGGUGUUGACGGAAAUAAAAUUGUUCUGGUCGAUACAUAUUAAAUAUUAUACCGUUUAAUUGUAUUAAAACGGCAACUGUAAUCUCUGAAUAUUAACAAUGUCUGAUAAAAUUUCGUAUACCUCCGAUUUUAAAAAGUUUUGUAGAACAUGUUUGUUACCAUUCGAUGAACAACAAACUUUUUCAAUGUACAACGACACCCUUAUUGCUAAACAGUUGAGCAAAAUAACACAAGUUCAAUUUGUACACCAUUCAGCAUUGUCUACAGAAUUGUGUUUGAAAUGUUAUCAGCACCUAAAAACAGCGAUAGAUUUCAGAGAGCGAGUAAAAAAAAUUGAAUCUCAAAUGCAACAAAUUGUGAUAUUACUGAAUGAAGCCAGUAAAAUUCCAAAUGUUGAAAUUGUUGAGCCUGAUAGUGAUAAUUCUGUAGAGAAUAAUGUAGAUAAUAAUAUAGAAGAGGCUAAUACACAAAUGAGGGAAGAUUUACAAUGUACAAAUGAUAAUGAAUGUGUUAUAGAAUUUGAGGAAGAUACAUAUAACAUUCAAAAUGAUGUAACUGUAAAAAUUGAGAAUGAUAUUGACAGUAAUCCUUCUAAUCAAGAAGGUGAUAAAGGUAAAGCGCCAACUCCAAGGAAAGCAUUAGCAUGUUCUUAUUGUGGGAAAGAAUUUAAAAGCCGAAGUAACGUUUUGUACCAUGAAAAAGCCAUUCACGCAAGGGAAAAGAAACACAAAUGCACCAUGUGCGGUACUGAUUUGUUAUUUUAUAACGAAUACGAUUUAAUGAAAAUCAUUUCUCAUUUUUAAGAUAAAUCGUUUAUGCGCAGGAAGUUUUUACAACGUCAUAUCAAUAUGCACACAAAUACCAAGCCUUUUUCCUGUAAAAUUUGUAAGAAA